AGCGUCGACGAUCGAUGACUAGAAAAAAUUGAAAGAAGAUGUAAAAUAGUAAGACUGUGGGAUGGGAGUACAAGGACACCAUUUGGGGAAAACUUAGAGGUUGAGAUGGGAGGGGCAUACAUGUAAUUUUAUUUUUUUAUAAAUAAUUUAAAAUAUAUAUAUAAUAUUUUGCAUAAAAUUAGUAACAAAUCGUUCGAAUGAGCUAUUAAUUUUUUUAUAUGUAUGUAUGUAUUUAAUUAAAAAAGAUGUAUUGUAGUAUUUUAUCUAAAAUUUAGUAGUAUAUUUAAUAAACUUUUAAAUAAAAAUAUUAAUGUUUUAAUAACGCUUUGAAUAUUUUUAUUUUAAAAAUAGACGCUCUCUCACUCUCGCUCGCUUUCACUCUCGCCCACUUUCACUCCUGUUGCACGAGUGGGUAACAUAAAGUAAUCCGGCCAACGGGCCGGGUCACAAGCUAGUUUCAUACUAGGCCCCAAGUAUUUCCUUUCGCGUAAUUAUUUUUGCUAAUAUAAUUAACUAUUGAACGACCUGCUCAGAUCUCAACCCACCAUUUACCCAAAUACUUCCCCAAUUCCUCUUCACUCAACUAGCAUUGGGCCCGCCUGUUGGCCGGGGUUUUCGAAAUUUGAAGAACAGAAGGAGGAUUAAAAAACAUAAUUUAUCACUAAUGGUUCAACGACAUAAAAGUAUUGUAGCCAUUUUUAGUGUUGUUUUGCCAAGCAUGUAAGAUUGAUUUUUUAUUCUACCGGUAUGUGUAUUCUGUUGUACUAUAUCGGCCAGUGAAGUAUAAAAUACUCGAGCAAUAGUACUCAAACAAUAUGAAUUCUUAACUUUGACCAUUUCAUCAGUAAGCAUUGGCCAUAAGAUCCAUCUAUAUUAUGCAUUAUGUUGAAAGGUAAUUGUCAUGUUUACUCAAGAAUUUCAUCCCUUAACACCAACCAAUCUGCAGAUUGCAGUUACUUGCCAUAACCCACAAACAUGUUCCUUAUCUGUUUAUUUGUUAUUGAUGCUUGUUGUGUAUUUGUUUCUCUUGUUUUUUGUUGGUGUAUUCUCUUGAACCAUCCCUUGUCAUAUUUGAGUAGUGUACCAAGUGUUAUGUUUUACUGCAAAUGAUUAUCAAUAAAAUCAGGCUGCACUUUACAUUAUGUAGCAAACUUGAAUUUCCAAUGUGCAUAAUUAAUUAUGACAGCUUUGUUGCUUCCUUAACACAAACUGGAAGUGUCUAUUUGAAGGGUUUCUAUUCCAUUCUCGCGUGGUGGUUGUCUCUUGUAGCUAGUUUUUUAGUUUGGUGCGGUAUGAGUUGUGGUUUGCAGCCUUGUUUACCUUCCAAUCUUUGUUUCUCAUUGCUGGUGGUUUUACAGCUUGUGACCUCCCCAGCUCGUAGGGAUCCCUCUGCUUUGGUCCCCUAGUUCCGGCUUGGGUCUUGCAGACUAGGGGUGUUCAAAUGGUUGUCAUGGUUAUUACCAAACAAAAUAAGGCUAAAUUUCAUUAACCAUGGAAUACAAUAUCAUAACCAAACCGUCCAAACUAAUACAACAACCAAAUUAACCAAACUAAAGUUUAAUCGGUUUGGUUAAUUGGUUAACCAGAUUAACCAAUAUAAAAUCACAUUAUCAUUAAGUGAGAAAAAUUUCGGUUAAUUUAUCAAUUCAAAAUUUAUAUAAUGAAUAAAACAUAACAAUCAACACAUAGUUAUAGUUGAUCCUUAACAUAAAUACAUGCAACUAAGAUAAUUAUCUUACGGUUAGUAUAGAAGUAUUCACCUAACAAAAUUUUAUCACAAUGGUAUGGGUUAAUGAAUUGUUGUGUUUGUUUGAAUUGACUUAGUCUUUUAGCAAUUUUCAUAGGCUGAAAAGGACCUUGCUUUCAAGUUUUCAUCCAACAUAAUGUAUGAGAUUUAUCUAAAUUAGGCGUCGUAUGUUGUGGUCUACACUCUACAUAUACAAAUAUACAUUAUAGUUACAAUAUCAAGCUUUAUAUUUUAUGAGUCUAAAAGGGAUGAACGUUUAACUCUUGAGUGGUUAUUCAAAGUAUUAAGUAUGUGUAUAUAUUAGAUAUAUGGCUAAUUUUUUAUCUGGUAAUUUGGUUUGGCUGGUUAGGAGUGUCUGAAACCAAACCAAACCAAACCACCUAAACCAAACAAGCUAAGAACUUCAACCAAACCAAACCAAUUAUCCAAAUUAACCAAACCAAAUUAUCCAAAUAGUACUGGUUAAAACGGUUACCAUGGUAACCACACCGUUUGAACACCCCUAUUGCAGACCCUGCUUUUUUCCCUUUUGUUCCUGCUGAUCUGUACUGCAUUUUCUCUGUUCGUCUGUCCCUUUUCGUUUGGACUUUGCACUCUUGUUCUUCUUUGUUCUUUCUCAGGCCUUGUGGGAAUCUGUCUUUUGAACUCUGCUUUUAUUUGAUAAAGGUCAUCAUCAAAGAAGAGUUCAAAGUCCAGAAGCCAAGGAAGGAAAAUCAAACAUAGAAGAUCAAACCAAUUCUCCAUUUUUAUGAAGCCAAAAAAGGGUUUCAAGUUUCUAGAAACCAAAUAAAACCAAAAACUCCAUUGAACUGAUACCAAGUAAAGGAGCAAAUCUGAGUGAUAAAAAAAGCUUGCAAACAACCAAUUAGCAUGCAGAAGGAAAAUCAUGAUAGCUGGAGCAUCUUUCUGUAAGUAAUUCUCAGAAGAACACUAAGAACAAAAGAAGAAAUGUAAAUAAACAAAAUUGAAAAAAGCAACCAUUUAAAAUCUAUAACUACACCACUUUUGCUCAUCACAAAAUGAUUUUGCUUCACUACAUGUAUCAUACUUAGAAGGUAGAACUAAUUCAAUAUAAGUAAUAUGCCAUCUCAUUUCAUGCUUUUGCUGAUCGCAAACUGCUUUUAAUACAUUACGUAUAUCAUUGCCAAGAAGUUACAAUUAAUCCAGUAUAAGUAAUAUGCCAUCUCAAUUCAUGCUUUUGCUCAUCACAAAUUGCACUACUUCAAUACUUAUAUCAUGCUUAGAAGUUAGAACUAAUGAAGUACAAAUCAUGAAUGGAAACUUCAUAACAGGCAAAGAAGAGCGGAAGGAGAAGAGUACAGAAUUGGGACUGUAAUAACACUCACUCUGAUGCAUCCGUCGGACCACCAAAAGAAACUUCCUUCUCCUCCUCCUUCUGGCUAGAAGAAGUAUCACGGCGACAACGCUUUGGAGGCGUUACUGCAAUCACGAAAUCCCAGCAAGAAAACUAACCAAUAAGUCAGGGGAAAUAAAUUCUUCAACGAACUGUGGUUCAGGCCUCAGAGCCCAAUCCAGAAAUUGGAUCUAAAUCACGUCAAAGUACUGAGCAACUGUAGAACAUAACCGGGGACACGUAAUAGUUACAAUUGGAUCGAACGUCAAUUGGAAAAGGAAAAAUAAGGGCAUGUUUGGAGGUUGUGAUUGUCUAAAUUGAUGGAUUCAAUGAAUUGGUGUAUUGUAAUUAUAUGUAUUGUGCAAAUUAAUGUAUUUCUCAAAUACAUUGUUUGGUAUCUAUGAUUCUACUUUUUUAUAAAUUAAAAAGCAACACACCUUUUUGAAUAAAAAUACACAUUUACGCUUCAAAGUUUUGUUCUUGCAAAUGAAAGAAGAAGAAAAAAAAGCAAAGAAUCAUCGUCGUCUCACCGCUACCACGUUGUUGCCGCUAGGAUUGCAGAAACUUCAAAGCUUCCCCGAUUUCAAAAAUCAACUCCAGCCAUCACAAUUAAUUACUUUUGCUUACAUCCCUCCCAACUCAAAUCCUAAGAGAUAUGAAGAGAAAAAGAGAGGAGAGGGCAUGGUGCUGGGUUUGUGAGGUAGUAAUUCGCAACAGAAGCCGACUCUUCUUCUUCGAUUCCCGACGAAUUUCGAUGGCGAGAUACAGCUACCAAGCUUAUUCCGUUAUGAUGGUGAGGAGGCAGCGAUUCCUGUGGGACUUCAAGGAUUAGCGUGGACUAAGGAGCAGGGAAGUUCAAUGAUUUUUCUUUUGGUGGACUUCCGACGACUGUCGUCAAGGGAGGAGCAGGGAAGUUUUCUCCCUUUUUUGGCUUUCCUAGAAUUUUGAUGACAAGGAUAGAAGAGUAGUGGAGGACGAGGUUAUUGUUGGUAUAAAGAAAAGAUAGCAGGGACAAAAAUGGAAUAAAAAGAUAUGACACAAUCCUUUGUUUAGAAUCUCAACUUUAGGUAGAGAUUCACAAUAAUUCAUUUUGAGGGAUUGUGAGUGGCCCCCCAAAAAGGUAAUGCAUGUAUUCUUUUACAAAUUUGACCAAAAAAACGACUUAAUCUUCUCAAUGCAUGUAUUGGCUAAAUCCUUCAUCUAGAAUCCUAACCUCCAAACGACCCCUAAAUUGAAGAAUAGCGGCACGGAAAUCCCAUGAAAAGAUUCCCAGAAGCCAAAAUACAAAAAUUCACUAAUUAAGGGUACUUACAUGAAUAGAGGAUAUAGCUCCAAUUAGGCGCUAAGGGAGGUUUCUUGACUCCGCGCAUCGAGACAAACAGCAAGAGCGAGAGAGGCUGGUUGUCCGAGAUGGUUUGGGUAAAGGACGGUGCUGGAAUGACUACGAAGCGGGACGACAAGAGAGGCAGCAGGUGGGAGACACACACAUACGACGAUAGAGCAGAUGAAGGCGGUUUUCCAGGAGCUUUUGGCUACAGAACGCCGACAGCUCAUAGCCAGGAAGUACAGACAGGGCGACGGUGGGAAAUUGAGAGGUCUUCGUUUGUGUUGUGACGGCGAGAGAGAGGCGAUCAAUUUCUGGUGGGAGAUUAUAAAACAAAAUGCGAGAAAGAGAAGGACCAAGGGUGAGAGGUCUUCGAUUGUUGUACUGCAACGGCGAUUGAGAGAACUCAUAGAGUGUGAGAGGGAAGUCAGUUUCCAGUAGGCUAGCGGAAGAGAGAGCCCGAGAAAGAGAUGGAUUGGAAAUGUCCAUAAAGGACCUCCGAAUUGUGCGGUCGUUUGAGCAACCGCUGACGUGGCAAAGGCUGAUUAUUGGCAUUGAGUGUUUUGUAGAUCAAUUAAUCUUACACUGGUAUAAAAAAUAAAAAUAAAUUUUUUUCGAAAGGGAAGAUGACUGACACCCUCCUGAUUCCCUUUUGUAUGGUCCAUGUUUUUGCUAUUAGUGCAUUUAAAUUUGGAUUAUACAUAUAAUAUGCCCCUUUACUAUGUUGUUUUAUCAAACAUGCCCGUCUAUUAUUUUUUACAUCAAACAUGCCCUUGUACUUUGGAAAAAUGAUCAAACAUGCCCUUAUGUUAAAUUUUCAUCCAAAAACCGUUAACCACGACUAAACUUUGGUUUGGACGACACAAAUGUCUAAAAUAUCACUAAUGAUUUCACAUUAGAAUUUUUGGUUCUUUUGUAUAGCCAAAUAAUUCUUAUAAUUUCACUUUAACGAGAACAAGGAAAUAAAAAAGGGGACAGAACUGAAAAUUUCCCAUUUGCCGAUGUCGGAUCCUUUAAAUGUCGGUUCCAUAAUUGAUUUUUUCAAAUGAAAUUUUAACAAAAGGACAUGUUUGAUCAUUUUUCCAAAUUAUAGGGGCAUAUUUGAUGUAAAAAAUAGUAGAAGAGCAUGUUUGAUAAAAUAACAUAGCAGAUGAGCAUAUUAUACCUAUAAUAACCAAAAGGAAUAGAAUAAUGAUAGUGAUGAUAAUAACAACAAUGGCAGAACUCAGAGGAGACUCUGCUCUAUUCAUUUUUUCAAAUUAAAAAAUAGCGUACUUCUUAAUCUGAUAAUACUAGACCAAGUAUACACACAACAAUAUUGUACAAGUUUGUGUUGAUUUUGUCGAAAAAGAAUUUGUUAUUUAAUACUAAUUUUACUUUUGUUAUUCGUAUUGUUAAUGUAAUUCCUCGUGUGUAGACACCUCAAAUUAUUAACUAUAUUGUACUCUGUGUUAGCUUUUUUUUUUAAUUAAUAGAUAAGUUGAGCAUAAGUUCAACAAAGAAACUAGAAUUCUCUUUAUUUGAUGUAUUUUCAAAAUUUAUUAACGAAUGCUAAGUCUAAUUUUCUAUGGACAACUUUUUUUAUUGUCAAUUGGAGCUUAGUUUUAUUCACGAAAAGUAGUGAUGGCAAUGGGGUGGGGUGGGUACCUCAAUAUCAUGUCAUGUUCCACGCCACUACAACUCAUGGUGGGGCAGGGCAAUCCACUCUUACAUGUUAUUUGAAAAAAAUACACCAAAAUUUUGUUUUUAACAAUAAAAUGAAGGGGAAAACACUUAUGAAUGAAAAAUAGUGAUAAUAGAAUGGGUAAUUGAGUCCAACUAGUUGAAAGAUCGACUUUAACUAGUUGAAGAAUAGUCAAAUAAGAGAAAUGUGAUUAGAUGCUAUAAGAAAUUUAGAUAGAAUGGGACAAGAACGGGGCGGAGUAGAGCGGGUCGGAAGUAAAUACCCAUGUCACGCCCCAUAUUAUUGCGCGUCGGAUAAUACCCACCCCAUCGCGGGUCAGGUAGGAUAAUAUAUGCGGGGCGGGUAUAAAUUGCCAUCACUAACACAAAGAGAGUUCAUUCAAAAGUAAUGGACUUGAUCCAAUAAUAAAGUACAAGGUGGAUGAAGCUACAUAUGCAUACACUAGAAACAAGCAUUCAAUUGAACAAUAUUAUAUUAGGGCUCGAGGCUAGGUAUUUUUUUUUUUUGCAAAGGUUCAUUGAAUUUUACUAUCCUCCAUUAAUAUAUGGUAGAGUAUUGU
Molecule: messenger RNA, 6668 nt
Organism: Linum trigynum
Lineage: Eukaryota; Viridiplantae; Streptophyta; Magnoliopsida; Malpighiales; Linaceae
Source: the annotation of a GenBank genome assembly